AUGAAUAGACAAGAGACAGAAAUUGACACCACCAACGAUGAUAUAAUUCAAAAUCUUUUACAAUGUGAUGACGAGGAGCAAUUGGUAGAGACUGCCGAUAGGUUAAAAUUAUGGAACUACAAGCCAGUUGUCAAAAGGAUUGCUGAAGUCUGCGGAUAUAGAGUACUUGAAAGUGCCUCUGAGGAAUUACGUAACGAUAGAGAAGUAGCAUUGGCAAUUGUCAAGAACGAAGGACUUUCACUCAAAUUUCUUCCUGAACAGUUUAAAAGUGAUAGAGAGAUAGUUCUACAUGCUGUCAAAUCACAUGCUCAUGCACUUAAAUUUGUCACUGAUCAUGCAUUGAGAAAUGAUAGAGAGAUUAUCUUGACAGCUAUAAGACGGGAUGGAUAUGCAGUUCAAUAUGCAUCUGAGGAAUUGAGAAAUGACAGAGAAAUAAUGUUGACAGCUGUCCAACAUCAUGGAUAUGAAAUUCACUUUGCUUCAAAAGAAUUAACAAACGACAGAGAAAUUGUAUUGACAUCUGUAAAACAACAUGGUGAUACUCUUAAGAAUGCUUCAGAAGAACUUCAAAAUGAUAGAGAAAUUGUCUUGACAGCUGUCAAACAACAUGGAUCAGCACUUCAGUAUGCUUCUGAAAAUUUAAGAAACGACAGAGAAAUAGUUUUACAAGCUGUUAAAAAAGAUGAAUCUUCACUUGAAUUUGUAGGAGAAUUAUUAAAGAAUGAAAGUGAAAUAAUUAGAAAGGAAGCAAGAGAAAUGAAUUGA
Messenger RNA from Naegleria gruberi, 765 nucleotides. RefSeq lists its product as uncharacterized. The transcript has a single exon. The record is from RefSeq and is a predicted model, not a curated record. Bases 1 to 765 code for a protein of 254 amino acids. Lineage: Eukaryota; Heterolobosea; Eutetramitea; Acrasida; Naegleriidae.